GACUCAGAUUACAGACCAUGAGCGUCUCAUCUAGUGCGCAUACUCAUAUGAAGAAUUCCAUAUGUGGACAUCGUCUCUGUCAGGUCAGUCAGACCUUCGGAGUGGACAGAAGCUAUCUAUCAUGUUAGCCUUCGCCCUUGGUCUGUUUUUAUUUCCGCUCUGCGGUGCGGUCUACACGGGACCUUUGCUCCCUGAAAUGUCCAACGGGACAUUUCACCACUUCUUCGUCCCGGACGGUGAUUACGAGGAAACCGAAGACCCGGAAAAAUGCCAGAUGCUUUUCAAAUGGAUCGACCGCAGACCGUGUCCAGUGGAGGAAGACCGGGACUCGAUCAUCCGAGAGGAUUUUAUCAUCGUUAAACAACAGAUCGAAGACGCAGCGCGCGUUCUGGAGAGCAUUGGGAAGAGCAUUUCCUACGACCUGGACGGCGAGGACAGUUACGGGAAAUACCUAAAGAGGGAGAUUGUGCAAAUCAGUGAGGCAUUUACAAACGUGGAAAAAUCGCUUCUUGAGUUGGAGACGAAAUUCAAGCAAAGCCAGGAGACUGGGCAAAGAGAGGAGAAUGAAUUCACCAAUAACUUCAUCAACCCCAUGUAUAGUGUGAAGGACACUCUACAGGAAACUCUGGACAUCUCGUCCGGACUCAAGGAUAAACAUGAACUCAUCUCUCUGAUCAUUCGGAGUCAUGGAUCGAGGUUAAGCCGGCUGAAAAAUGACUACCUGAACGUUUAGACUCACAGACAUUCUGGACAGACUACAGUCCAAGUUGGAUUGUUAUUACAAGGAUCUAGUAAAAAAAAAAAAAAAAAAUUGUGGUUUUGAGCAAUGAAGGUUCCUUCACUCUUAAAAAUAAAGAAAUCUUAGAGUAGAGAAUCAUUUUGGAUUAGAGUUUCUUUGAAUAUUAAAAAAAAAAAAAAAGUUCUUUAAAGCAUAAAUCCAAAAGUUAUUUGAACCUUUAAAAAAAUUAUUCUGAAAUUUUCUGAAUAUUUUUAGUUUUUGUCUCUGGGCAUGCAUGCAAACAAGAUUUUUGUUAAAAAAUGUGUAUGCCUUUUUUGAUUAGUUGUAUAAAUGAAUAAACGUAGAUCAGUCACAUUUUAGUUCAUGUAAAUGUCAGGUAAACUAAAAUGCGCUUCAUGAGGUGCAACAUCUACAUUAACUGGUUUUAUUCAAGUCAAAAAAUAUUAUUUAAUAAGAUUUAAUUAAUUAAUAAAGUCAUUUUUUAAACAUCA
Megalobrama amblycephala (Wuchang bream) is the source of this 1230-nucleotide messenger RNA. RefSeq names its product fin bud initiation factor a (gene fibina). The coding region runs from base 62 to 733 and encodes 223 amino acids. The record is from RefSeq and is a predicted model, not a curated record. NCBI's taxonomy places the organism in Eukaryota, Metazoa, Chordata, Actinopteri, Cypriniformes, Xenocyprididae. The transcript has a single exon.